This is a messenger RNA of Punica granatum (pomegranate), 1867 nucleotides long. NCBI's taxonomy places the organism in Eukaryota, Viridiplantae, Streptophyta, Magnoliopsida, Myrtales, Lythraceae. The record is from RefSeq and is a predicted model, not a curated record.
AGAAAUUCAAACAUCAGAGAGAGAGAGAGAGAGAGAGGGGGGGAGAGAUGCAGAGGAACGAAGCGAGAGUGAAAUCGGGAAGACGACCGCUGAAGGAACUAUCAAACGCUCACAAUAAUCAAGGGAACGGUGUUGGUUUAAGGAACAAUGGCGGAAAAUGGAGUUCGAAGCCCGUGAGUGGGAAGAAGACGUUGCUGCCUUCGGCGGAAAAGAAGCUGGAGGAGAAGAGCAGCACUGGGCGUUGCGAGGAAGGAGAAGAUGACGGUUCUCUUGAUCGGCUGCUGCUCGUCCAGUCCGAUCUUUCCAACCUCACUCGCCAGAUUGAUGAAAUUGUCGUUCAACCGUUCAAGCUUAAGGAGAUCGGCAAAGAGGAGAAGGAGGAAAUCGAAUCCUUUGCAAGCUUCUUGGCUGAAAUGCUGUCAUCCUUGAAGCCAUGGGUUCCGAGAUUGCGAAAUGCUCUCUCUGGUUCUCCCAAGGAAUCAGAGAAGCUGAUGGAACCGUCUUUAGUGGGCACUAAUUCUGGGACUGGAGAUGAGGGUGACGAUGAUGACGAGAACAUUUUAGUUUCCAGUCCCGAGCAAACCAUGGAGUCGUUGAUCUCUCCAUCUCCACUUGUCUCCUGGCGUGCUAAUUGUACUGUCGAAAGGGGUAGGCAAGUCUUUUUGCUCACACCACUGCCCAUGUCCAAAGCACUUUCAUCUAAAUGCCAGGAUUCAACGAGAUCAGUACUCGAAAAGAUAGCCUCAAUCACCAGUUCAUGGCCUCUUCGCGCCUUCUCGGAAGAAACAAAUGACGACUUGCUCAAAGAUGAGGCAGAACAUCCGAAUUCCAGUCAGCCCUCUGAAGAGCCAGGUCCUGUUUCUCCACUCACACUUCCCAGAAGAGAUUACUCCAUGGUCAUCAUGACGCCUUGCUUUAAAGUCUCACCACCAAAGUCCUGUGCAUUGCUCGAGCCUGUUUCAGUAUCUACGCAUUGGAAAAAUUGUAAUACCCGCAAGUCAACACCAUUUCCUGUCAAACCUUUGAGUAAUCUUGGGGAAGAAUCAUCUGAAUCCUCAGGCAGUGAAACUUCUGAUUACUUGGCCACAAAGUACCCGGAGCUACUAGGCAUACGGCAGGCUCAGAAACUGGGCCUCGGAAAGAAAGAUAGAGAAUCAUCCCCUGAUUGGUUCUGUUCGCCCCCCAAGUCUUGCAUUUUAAUGGAGCCUCCUGAUGAGACACCUGCAAAUGUCGCAGCAAACACUCGACCCCUUGCCAAUCAGGAAGCAGGUAUCUUCUUAUCAACAGAAAAGCCUCUUCAGGGUGACCAUCAAGGGACACAACAAGAAGAAUGUUUUGGCAGAAGCCUAGCACUGAUUGAGAGCACUCCAAUAUGGAAAGAUCCUGAGAGCACAUUCGGGAAGGGCAAGAGACCAGGUGAAACCACGCUGAAGAAAGAGCUCUGGACUAAGUUUGAAGCGGCAUCUUAUGGCUUUCUGGUCAAGGGCUCUGCAGUUUUGGAUUCAGAAAAUAAGGGAUUUCUUGAUAGGUUGGACGAGGUUUCAUUAGAUGAAAAGAGCCCAGGUGCUUGAGGCUCUGACCGGACAGGACAGCCGAGUCCAGAGAUUCGUAUUGUAAAUCGGGUUUAAUUUUUUGUUUCGGAUGCAGUCUGUUCACAUCUGAAGGAUUGAGGUCAUAUUACUACUUGCAGUUCGAGGUUCUGUUCUUGUAAGCUGCAGUUUCAGGUUUCGCUGAUGGAACUAAUUCCAUUUAUCUAGCCCCGCAGAAUCAGUAGAGGACGGUCGACCAUGCCAUCUUCAUGAAGCAACUCCAUGUACUUACCAGUAAAUUUUCUAAUGUUAAUUGAUGCUGUCCUCUGCAGAAACAG